Messenger RNA from Aspergillus sclerotioniger CBS 115572, 1291 nucleotides. RefSeq lists its product as uncharacterized. The transcript has 6 exons. Lineage: Eukaryota; Fungi; Ascomycota; Eurotiomycetes; Eurotiales; Aspergillaceae. The coding region runs from base 195 to 1241 and encodes 348 amino acids. The record is from RefSeq and is a predicted model, not a curated record.
GCCAAUGAUAACUGCUCCUGAGCACAGGAUUGCAACUUGGCCCCCAAUUCAAGGAGGAACGCUAGGUGCGGGCGCACCACGGCUACACUACGGUGGCGCCCUAUAUAACCGCCCUGUAGCUUUUUCGGCCAACGGAGCCCAUCCCCAGGGCCGUGAACCCUCUCACAGACGCAUGCUCAUAAUUGUAUGGGACCAUGGGUGAUCCAGGGAGCUGGCAGUAUUAUAACCACGCGACUUCCAUUGCCAUUACCGUGCUUGGGGUCUUUUUCGUGGGGCUGCGUUUUCUGUCCCGGCAUCUGGGGCAUGUGCCCCUGGGGACCGAAGAUGUCCUCAUUCUGAUUGCCCUGGUGAACCUAUUUGUUGUUUUUGCAAUCAACAUCGAGAUGGUCGAGCACGGGCUUGGGCUGCAUCAGAGUAUCGUCUCUGACGCGGACAUCGUAAUCAUCAAUAAGCUGCUGCUCUGCAUGGAGUGUUUCUAUUGCACAUCCAUCGUUUUUGUAAAAACCUCGAUUCUCACCAUGUACCACCGCAUCUUCAUCGACCGAGCCACGCGCAUCGGUGCGUAUAUUCUUGGCUUCAUCACCAUCUCAUGGGCAAUUUCCAUCAUCUUUGCCUGUAUCUUCCAGUGCACGCCCGUUGCGCGGGCAUGGGACAAAUCCAUCCCGGGGCACUGUAUCAACCUUAAGGGAUCAUUCAUUGGCAAUGCCGUGCCGAAUAUUGUUACUGAUAUCGCUAUACUAACCCUGCCCGUGAGCCGUGUAUGGCGCAUUCAAGCAUCUCUCAGUGAACGGCUUUCCAUUAUCAGCAUCUUCUUAUUAGGUGCCUAUGUGAUUUUUGCCAGCAUCUAUCGAUUCGUCACUCUCUUCGGAGUGGACUUUGAAGAUAUGACUUAUACCCUUGCUCGGACCAACGCAUGGUGUGUAGUGGAAGUUUCAUCGGGAAUCAUCUCAGCCUGUCUCCCUACUCUCCGCCCACUGAUUCGGACGCUAUUCCCCGGUUUGCUCAAAAGCUCUCCCUCUACCUCAGAGCACAUCUUUCGUCGACAAGACGACUCGACUAUUACCAACCCAGCGUCGACUGCGUGGAAUCAUAACAAAACUAGUGACCACAUUCAACCGAGCCAAUCAGACUUGGAAACUGACGCGGACGAAUAUCCUUUGAAUCGAAUCAAGGUACAAGAAGACAUUUCCUGGGAUAUUAGAUCAUUACAUUCGCGACAUACACAUAGCCAGGGGGUAUAAUCAAUAAGUUAACUGCAGUUAGAUCAGAUAAAAAAAAUACUACUUAAGUG